AUGACUGCAACAUUAAUGGAACCAUUUCACAUGAAUCAAGUCCCUUCAGAUACACACAAUGAAGAGCUUCUUAAUCGACUACAUAACACCAGAAACAAGUUGUUACAUGAAUAUGACGUUCCAUCAAAUCUUUUGACUGAACUUUUAGAAUUGUUGGAUGAUUCAUAUUUGGUGAUCUCAAGUAUUAAAUCGAAUGAAUCGUCAAAAUUAAUGACUCCAAUAAAGAAGAAACAACAUAACGAUCUGUAUCAGACACCAGCAGACCAAGUUUCCAUUCCUGAAAACCUCGCUCCUAUUCAAUCACAUCAUCUGGAUACAUUAGAUGAAGAACCAAUUGAGUUCUAA
Messenger RNA from [Candida] anglica, 345 nucleotides. The record is from the annotation of a GenBank genome assembly. Lineage: Eukaryota; Fungi; Ascomycota; Pichiomycetes; Serinales; Debaryomycetaceae.